Molecule: messenger RNA, 1119 nt
Organism: Ctenopharyngodon idella (grass carp)
Lineage: Eukaryota; Metazoa; Chordata; Actinopteri; Cypriniformes; Xenocyprididae
Gene: aqp7
Product: aquaporin 7
Exons: 6
Coding region: 115-870 (251 amino acids)
Biological process (GO): glycerol transmembrane transport; water transport
Cellular component (GO): basolateral plasma membrane; plasma membrane
Molecular function (GO): water channel activity; urea transmembrane transporter activity; glycerol channel activity
Source: RefSeq, a predicted model, not a curated record
AAUAGACAUUGCUGACAAACUGACAAACACUACAGUACAAAUCCCAAUGACAGCCAUUCAAAGAGCCUGAAUUAGCAAAACUGAGGGAGAAUAUUGCAGAAAAAGAGCAAGGAAAUGAAACAGGAAGUCACCAUAAUGGAGGACGGUAUUCAAGGCCAUAUGGCACCUACUGUGGUCUCCAUGUUGAAGAUCAAGAAUGAAAGCAUUCGAGUGGUCCUGGCAGAGACCCUCUGCACAUUCAUCAUGAUGGUUUUCGGCCUUGGCUGUGUUGCACAAGUGGUCACAGGAAAUGGAUUUUUUGGAGAGUACCUCAGCAUAAAUGUAGGCUUUGGGCUGAGUGUGGCUAUGGGUGUGCACAUUGGUGGAAAAGUGUCAGGAGCUCAUAUGAAUGCAGCUGUUUCAUUCACAAUGUGCGUGUUUGGCCGUUUACGCUGGAAGAUGCUGCCAUUAUAUGUCUUAGCCCAGUUUCUGGGUUCCUUCCUUGCUGCUGGGACCAUUUUUUCACUUUAUUACGAUGCUAUACAUCAUUACUGUGGGGGCAAUUUCACUGUGUCUGGCCCCAAAGCAACAGCUGGGAUCUUUGCCACAUAUCCAGCACCUUACAUCUCAAUCUACACUGGAUUCUUCGACCAGGUUCUGGGCACCGCCAUGCUGUUGCUGUGUCUGAUGGCUCUGUCAGACCAGAGAAACCAGCCGGUUGUGGCAGGAGGUGAGCCUGUGGGAGUGGGGCUCGUGGUGCUGCUCAUUGGUGUCUCUCUGGGGAGCAACAGCGGCUAUGCUAUCAAUCCCACCCGAGACCUGGGGCCAAGAGUCUUCACACUGAUGGCAGGAUGGGGCAUGGAGGUUUUCAGUCACACAGACGGAUGCUGAGGUUACCAAGCACGCAGAACCAAAACAUUGCAGUUCUGCACUCCUAUUGGCUAAGAAAAUGAGAGACGAGUGAUUUGACCAAUAGUAUCCUGGAUGGGCGGGCGCAGCAAGUUAAUGUCAGCCAAUCACACGCACCAGCGUUGAAAAAUAGGAGGAGCUCCUGCACGUAAUCUGGAAGUGGCGGUUGUUUCAGUAUGGCGUCUGUUGCUGAGGGAGCAAAUGGCAGUGGAUUCUACUGGAUUCAUGACA